UAAAGGUCAAAAGUCACGAAACCGAAAGGAGGAAAAUGUAGAACGUCAAGCUACAAUGAGCCUUUCAUUGCAGACGAAGGGAAGACAUGGUUAUUCAGUCGAAUUUUCACCAUUUUUCCCAACCAAGCUUGCGUGCGUUACGUCCCAAUAUUAUGGCAUAGCAGGAAGUGGAACACUGUACAUUGUAGAGGCUGGACUCGGUGGAUUAGCACCUCAAACUAUAUUUGACUGGAAUGAUGGACUUUAUGAUGUCACAUGGGCAGAAAACAAUGAAAAUGUUCUCAUCACUGGGGCAGGAGAUGGCCAUGUUGUUAUGUGGGACAUCAACCAAAAGAGGGGUCCAAUAAAAGCGUACAAAGAACAUGCAAAGGAGGUGAAUUCUGUUCACUGGAGUCAGACAAGGCAGGAGCACUUUUUUCUCAGCGGAUCAUGGGACAAAAGUGUGAAACUGUGGGACAUUUCUAGAGAUCAGUCUCUCAACACAUUCACUGGACAUGAAGCCAUUGUGUACUGUGUCCGUUGGUCUCCACAUAUCCCAGGAUCCUUUGCUUCUGCAUCAGGAGACCACAGCGUAAGAUUAUGGGAUCUAAGGCAACCAGAAGCACCCCAAUCUGUGAUACCAGCUCACAACUCAGAAAUCCUGACCUGUGAUUGGUCAAAAUACGACCAGAACCUGCUGUUCAGUGGGGGAGUGGAUGGAGCCAUACGAGGCUGGGAUAUCAGAAAUCUCCAGUCUCCGGUCUGUGACAUGAGGGGUCACUCUCUAGCGGUCAGGAGAAUUAAGACUUCUGCCUUUCACAGGAACAUCGUUGCCUCCGUAUCCUAUGAUUUCACCACAAAGUUAUGGGACUUCACAAUAAACAUGGCUGUUGAAACACUGGAGCACCACACAGAGUUUGUGUAUGGACUGGAUUUUAAUUUAUUCCAGCCUGGACAGAUGGCUGAUUGUUCCUGGGACGAACUGUUAAGAGUGUACACUCCAAAAACAUUGUCUAACCCAAGCAUGGCCCUACAACACUGAACCCUGCCCUCCGUGGAGGGGAGGAACACCAUUUCUAGUCUUUCAUUAACAGACAGGGACAUUCCAGGAAACUCCCUAUGGAUAGAGUAGUUUCUAGUCUUUCAUUAACAGACAGGGACAUUCCAGGAAACUCCCUGUGAAGAGAGUGUGUUUUAGGAAUGUGAACAUUAACUAUGGAUUCAUUUAUGUGGCAUAAUCGUGGAUAGUAGAAGAUAUCAUUGUGAUUUGGAAUGAUCAUUUCUUUCAUGUAACUGUUUAAAAUUUGGAACAGCACAGACAGUCCAAAUUCCAUACAUUGACUACUGGCGGUAUUUACAAUUAGACCAUAGAUUUACAAUCGUCCACUAUCUACUGUUGUGUUGACCUUCACCUCACAGAGAACCAGCAAAUGUUGGACUGAUAUAGUUUCACUAAACUGCAUUGAAAAUAAAACUGUAUAUAGUA
This is a messenger RNA of Ostrea edulis (European flat oyster), 1465 nucleotides long. RefSeq names its product peroxisomal targeting signal 2 receptor-like. Bases 56 to 1021 code for a protein of 321 amino acids. The transcript is spliced from 9 exons. Lineage: Eukaryota; Metazoa; Mollusca; Bivalvia; Ostreida; Ostreidae. Gene Ontology annotation, molecular function: protein binding. Gene Ontology annotation, cellular component: cytosol; peroxisomal matrix. Gene Ontology annotation, biological process: protein import into peroxisome matrix. The record is from RefSeq and is a predicted model, not a curated record.